AAAUGGCGGCGGGUGGGUCGCUCGACGAUCUUCUCAACAGUAAAGUGGACGAAAGUGCGUUUACAGCCUUGGUUGGUACGCUAGAAGAUCAGUUGUACUCCGGACAAGCCCAAGGAAACGUUGCAACUACGUCUGGCGGUGUCGCGACUGGUGACCAGGUCGCACCAGCCGUCAGUUCAUGUGGUGCGGUGGGCGCGGGCGGCCGCGUGCCAGCGAACGGUACCCAACAUGCCGUUGUUUCUUCCCAAUGUGACAAUAAGACUGGUGGUUUGAAUGUUUCCAGGGGCGUGGCAGUCACUAGCACUAGUUGUGGAAAUGCCACCACCCACAGUCAAGCUGGAGUGAUACAAACUGCACACUUCCCAGCCAGCGGUGGUCUUAGUACGACUGCUGGGGCAGGGAAUGUGGUGGGUGCAGUUAACAAUGCUAGUGUUAUGAAAGUUGUGCAUGCUGGUGGAACCCAAGCAUCAACAUCUCCAAGUGGGAUAUUCACCAUAAACAGCAGCAGUUUGCCAAAUGGUUCUGCCAGUAGUGCUCAAAGUGUCAUCACAAAUGGUAAACAAACAAUGGCUGUGGGCCACAAAGUGGUGAAUGUUGCACAGGCUUCCAGUGCACCAACAGUCAUCACUGUCAACAGACCAGCAAAUGUUACCACUGUUGGCUUCCCUGCUGUUGCUGCAAGCCCUGCAGCAACAAGUGGAGUGCAAAUUGUGAAUGUGAAUCAGGCACGGACUCAGUCACCAAGUUUGCAGGGACAGAAAACACUGGCACCUCGUGUUUUGCUGUCACCUCAAGUUGUGAACAGAGCAGCCCAGCCAGGGCAGCCCAUCACACUGCAGACCAUUCAGGGUCUACAGGGCUCGGCAUCGGGCCACCUGCUAUUUAAGACGGAGAAUGGCCAGCUGAAGCUGAUCCAGCUGCCGGUCCAGGGCGGCACCACCUCCGCUGCCGUCUGCUAUGUGGGCACCUCCACCACGUCAACGCCCAUGUACAAGCAGGCGACGGUCGGCGGCGCGGCGGCCGCCCCGCCGCAGCGGCCGGCCCCGGCGCCGGCGCCCCGACACCCGCACGCGCCGCACGGCCACCUGCCUAACAUUUACAAGAGCCCGGUGCAGGCGGCCACCACCCCGCGGACAGCAGUGGCCGUGUCGGCCGCGCCCGCCGUAGCCGCCCCCGCACAGCCCACAGCCCAGCCGGCGCAGGGCGCAAUGGCGGCCGACACGGCCAAGCUCAAGUGCAAGAACUUCCUGUCGACGCUGCUGCGGCUGGCCAAGGACCAGCCGGACACGGUGGAGCGCAACGUGCGCACGCUGAUUCAGAGCCUGAUCGACGCGCGAGUCGAGCCCGAAGCCUUCACCAGCCGGCUGCAGCAGGAGCUGAAUUCGUCGCCGCAGCCCUGCCUGGUGCCCUUCCUCAAGAAGAGCCUGCCGUUCCUGCGCCAGUCGCUGUUCAGCCGCGACAUCACCAUCGACGGGGUGAAGCCGCCGCCGCAGUCGGCGCUCGCCGCCGCUCCGGCCGCCGCGCCAGGCACGCUGCACGUAAGACACGGCCGCCCCGGCCCCUGCCGCCGCCGGCGGUGGGCAUCUGCCUGCGAUGACGUCUUCCGCGAGGUCGCUGCUUGUUUGGACUUGUGUGUUUUUUCGCGCCAGAAUCAGUUUGUUCUAAGCUGUCGGUGUUCGGUGUUGAUCGUGAGUAGCAUGCUGUUUUGUCCUCCGGUGGCGCUGCGGCAAAACAAAAAACUCAACUUCAAGUCAUCGUUCGAGUCUGGCCAUGACGACGACAUCAACGAUGUGGCGGCGAUGGGCGGCGUCAACCUGCAGGAGGAGUCGCAGCACAUCCUGGGCAGCACCGAGUACGUGGGCACGCAGAUCCGCAGCAUCAAGGACGACACGUUCCUGCCGAGCGCCGCGCUCCAGCUCAAGAUCCGCCGCAUCGCGAUGCGGCACGGUCUCGAGGAGCCCGGCCCGGACGUGGUGGCGCUCGUGUCGCACGCCACUCAGGAGCGGCUCAAGACGCUGCUCGAGCAGCUGGCCGCCAUCGCCGAGCACCGCAUCGAGGUGGUCAAGUCGGAGCCGGGCUACGAGGCCUCGCGCGACGUGCGCGGCCAGCUGCGCUUCCUCGAGGAGCUCGACAAGCUGGAGCAGAAGCGGCACGAGGAGACGGAGCGCGAGGUGCUGCUGCGCGCCGCCAAGAGCCGCUCCAAGACGGAGGACCCCGAGCAGGCCAAGCUCAAGGCCAAGGCCAAGGAGAUGCAGCGGGUGGAGAUGGAGGAGGUGCGACAGCGCGAGGCCAACUUGACGGCGCUCAAGGCGAUCGGGCCACGCAAGAAGCCGCGGCUCGAUGGCGAGUCGGCCGCUUCCGACACCCCCACCGUCAGCGGCGCGCUCAGCCAGAGACAGAUCCCGCUGCGGCCGCGUUUGAAGCGCGUCAACGCCCGAGACCUGCUGUUCGUGCUGGAGCAGGAGAGAGGCCUGCAGCGCUCGGAGCGGCUGUUCCAGCUGUUCCUCAAGUAGCGGCGCCGCCCGCCCGCCCACCGCCUCGGCGCGUUCUAGCGCCUUGUUGUUAUUGCCGGCCGCGCCGCAUCGGUCCGGCGCGCCGCGCCCGGCUCGUCAGGGGGAGAGCGCCGCUCCACGUUUGCAGUGUUCGCCUACCCUCCAUCUGCUUAUGCUCGUGUUGGUCAUUCGGUGAGCUGACCGCCCGCAUCGCCGCAGUCUCGGCAAACUGGGUUAAGGCGCUUCUCACGGCUUUAUCUCCAGUGUCCUCAUCUGGGUCUGCUGUUCUUCCUUUGGAUUGUAGGGUGGAGAUAGAUGCAGAUUUUACGAGCGGCUGGUUGUGUUUUGCCUGUAUGUGAUAGCGGUCUUCGCUCGCCCGCCAAUGUCUCGCUAGAGCGCCCCCCCCCCCCUCACCCCCCACCGCCCCAGCCUCAGCGUCUGCUUCCGUUUGCCACCCUACCUCGUGCACUUAGCCCCCUUCCCCUCCCCCCGUCGGCACGCCUCCAUCUGCUGUCCCUUUCGCAUUCGCUGCACGCUCCUCAAGCCCGCUAAUGCCACGGGCCCGGGCGAGGGCCACCCCGCCCUUGCUCGGGCGCCCGCCCACUGCCCCUCCCUUUCGACCCCGGGCCAGGGCCGCUAGUACAAACUGCCCGGCCGGCCGGGCCGCGCGGUCCCCGGCUCCGCGUGCCUGUCUGCAUGUGUGUGCGUGUGAUGACGCGCUGCAAGCACUGUACAUACGUCAUAUUCGCCUUCACCAGCGUACAUCGCAUCUGGCGCGGGUCGCCGGCCGCCGGCCCCGAGGCAGCGGUCGGACGGGCUCCACAUCGUGCCGCCGUCUGUUUUUACCCGAUGUUCAUCUGUCAUCAAGUGAUUGAAACAAUGAGAAAAUAUUAGUAACAACGGGA
Molecule: messenger RNA, 3397 nt
Organism: Pollicipes pollicipes
Lineage: Eukaryota; Metazoa; Arthropoda; Thecostraca; Pollicipedomorpha; Pollicipedidae
Product: transcription initiation factor TFIID subunit 4
Exons: 12
Coding region: 3-2513 (836 amino acids)
Biological process (GO): transcription initiation at RNA polymerase II promoter; DNA-templated transcription
Cellular component (GO): transcription factor TFIID complex
Molecular function (GO): protein heterodimerization activity; RNA polymerase II general transcription initiation factor activity; DNA binding
Source: RefSeq, a predicted model, not a curated record